GCGCAGGAAGGCAGGCAGGCAGUAGCAGCAGCAGCAGCAGCAUCAUAGGCAAGCCAGAGCGUUACCACCUCUGGCGCCACAAGGCGUAAGGCACACGGACACCGACGCGCCGCCAUGACCCACUUCAACAAGGGCCCCUCGUACGGGCUCUCGGCCGAGGUCAAGAACAAGAUUGCUUUGAAAUAUGAUCCACAGAUAGAGGAAGAUCUCCGCAACUGGAUUGAAGAAGUUACUGGCAUGAGCAUUGGAGCCAACUUUCAAUUGGGUUUAAAGGAUGGCAUCAUACUGUGCGACCUUAUCAACAAACUUCACCCAGGAUCAGUAAAGAAAAUCAAUCAAUCCAAACUAAACUGGCAUCAGCUGGAAAACAUUGGGAAUUUUAUAAAGGCCAUACAACAAUAUGGCAUGAAACCACAUGAUAUAUUUGAAGCAAAUGAUCUCUUUGAAAACGGAAAUAUGACCCAGGUUCAGACAUCACUGGUGGCACUAGCAGGUCUGGCAAAAACCAAAGGCUUUCAUACUACAAUUGAUAUUGGUGUCAAAUACGCAGAAAAGCAAGCAAGAAGUUUUGAUGCAGGAAAACUGAAGGCUGGACAAAGUGUGAUUGGUUUGCAGAUGGGAACCAAUAAAUGUGCCAGCCAGGCAGGCAUGACUGCCUAUGGGACUAGGAGACAUCUCUAUGAUCCAAAGAUGCAAACUGAUAAACCACUUGACCAGACAACAAUAAGCCUGCAGAUGGGUACUAACAAAGGGGCUAGUCAGGCAGGGAUGCUUGCACCAGGUACAAGACGAGACAUUUAUGACCAGAAGCUCACAUUACAACCCAUGGGCAACACCACUAUUUCACUACAAAUGGGCACCAACAAAGUGGCUUCCCAGAAAGGGAUGAGCGUUUAUGGGCUUGGACGGCAAGUAUAUGACCCAAAGUAUUGUGCUGCACCAACAGAACCUGUCAUUCAUAAUGGGAGUCAAGGAACAGGAACUAAUGGGUCAGAAAUCAGCGAUAGCGAUUAUCAGGCAGAAUAUCCAGAUGACUAUCACGGCGAAUACCAAGAUGAAUAUCAGAGAGAUUACCACGGUCAGUACAGUGACCAGGGCAUUGAUUAUUAGAUUUGCCUCAAAAGCUCAGUAUUAGUUUAUUAUUUUAUUCAGUAAAGAACGAAACUAGCCUUGUGGAAUUGUUACCCGUCUUCUUUACACAUUAUGCUUCAUGUACCUAAGGAAAUAAUUGCCUUACAUAACAUUCCUUUUUCCUUUCUCUGCCCUUUCCUUCUCUAGUUGCCUUUAGUGCUGUAACAGUUGCAGUCUACAGCAUAACCAAUAACUGCAUAUGAAGUAAAAAGGAAUACUGUGAAAGGGGGAGUUCUCUUAUACAGCCAAGUCUUUUAAUAAUAAAAACUAUGCAUUUUUUUACAA
Molecule: messenger RNA, 1416 nt
Organism: Lacerta agilis (Sand lizard)
Lineage: Eukaryota; Metazoa; Chordata; Lepidosauria; Squamata; Lacertidae
Product: calponin-3-like
Exons: 1
Coding region: 115-1110 (331 amino acids)
Biological process (GO): actomyosin structure organization
Molecular function (GO): actin binding
Source: RefSeq, a predicted model, not a curated record